UUACCACCUGCAUGGCUUAUGAAGGAAGCAAAAAGUCAGCCGGGAUCGUAUUAUUAUUACAAUCUCGAAACGGGCGAAUGUACUUGGGAGGAACCCUUUCGUACGAAUUCUAAUACAGUGUCUUCUGAUACAACUGCUUCCAUGGAUAAGCCCACACACGUUCGCGCUUUGCAUAUCUUGCGUAAACACAAAGACAGUAAGCGACCGAGUUCUUGGCGUGUACCGAAGAUCACUAUUUCACGCGAACAAGCUCGCGAAGAAUUGCAGGGUCUACUCGAAAUCUUACAAGAAGAAGCGCACGAUAUGGGUUCGCUUAAGGCAACCUUUGAAGAACUGGCGAAGGAGGAGUCAGAUUGCAGUUCCGCUAAACGGGGUGGGGAUCUAGGAGUUUUCGGACGCGGGAAGAUGCGGCCAGAAUUUGAGCAUGCGGCAUUCGCCUUGGACGUCGGCCAGUUGAGUGGGCUCAUCGAUACCUCCUCUGGUGUCCACAUUAUUCUUCGGACAGAAUAGUUAACAGUUCUCCAAUCCAGACCUCGUUCUUUAAUGGAUCCUGUUGCUACUCGCA
Phaeodactylum tricornutum CCAP 1055/1 is the source of this 565-nucleotide messenger RNA. RefSeq lists its product with no specific name. The transcript has 2 exons. The record is from RefSeq and is a predicted model, not a curated record. Bases 19 to 510 code for a protein of 163 amino acids. Gene Ontology annotation, cellular component: cytosol; nucleus. NCBI's taxonomy places the organism in Eukaryota, Bacillariophyta, Bacillariophyceae, Surirellales, Neidiaceae. Gene Ontology annotation, molecular function: protein binding; peptidyl-prolyl cis-trans isomerase activity.